This is a messenger RNA of Dermacentor silvarum, 517 nucleotides long. RefSeq lists its product as uncharacterized. The coding region runs from base 1 to 450 and encodes 149 amino acids. Lineage: Eukaryota; Metazoa; Arthropoda; Arachnida; Ixodida; Ixodidae. The record is from RefSeq and is a predicted model, not a curated record. The transcript has 2 exons.
AUGACGUCCACUUUUCGCAGGUUGAAGACUGGGGUUCCGGUGUACAAGAAAGGCGAGCCUUGCAGCAGCUGCGGCGACGGUUACAAAUGCAAUGAAAUGAAAUUAUGCGCAAAGGAUAGCGGCGAUAGCUCGUCCACUGGCGAGUCGAAAGCAGAAGAAGGCGGCUUCUCCUUCCUGGCCAUCGUAGGCAUCCUCGGCGCGCUGGUGGCUGUUGGGGGGGUCAUCGCUGGCGUCGUCCACAUGAAAAAGAUGCAUGGCGGGGCCGCCCCCGCUGGAGACGCCCCCGUCGCCCCCCCUGGCGGUGCUGAGGAGGGGGGCUCUCACGAGGCCGCAGCCGGGGACGCCGCCGGUGCCGACGGGCAGAAGGGCGAGGCAGGCGCCGAGGGCGAGAAAGCGGGGGAGGCUCAGGACGCUCCUGCAGCCAGCCAAGAUGCACUCACCAAAAAGUGACCUGCCUCGCGUGCGGCGAUCUCUUUGGCCGCCUCGCGUGUCGUGGGACACGCAAGCGAGGAGAGUU